AUGUCUUAUGACAGGUAUGUGUCUAUAUGUAAACCACAAUACCCAACUAUUGGAAAACACCUUACUCUCCAUCCUUUUUUCCACGCCACAGCCGCCCACUGCAAUAUUGCAGUUCUAACAAUACUGAGCUCUGAAACAAAACUGUGUAACUUUAUUUUAAAAGGAAUAUUUUGUAACAAUGCAAUUUACAGACUUCAAUGUGUAUCAUCAGGAGUUAUCACUAUAUUUGGCAUUGUUAGUUCAUUAGAUCUUUCAGUUCUGCCUAUGCUCUUUAUAAUAUUUACAUACACAAAAAUACUUAUAAUAACCUAUAAGAGUUGUAAAGAAGUAAGGAAAAAAGCUGCGGAGACAUGUUUACCCCACCUUUUGGUUUUAAUCAGUUUUGCCUGUUUGAGUGUAUACGAUAUCACUGUAGCUCGAGUGGAAUCCAACUUCCCAAAAACUGCACGCUUAAUAAUGAUGUUGCAAAUAGUUUUGUAUCAUCCUCUAUUUAAUCCGAUAAUAUAUGGACUAAAAAUGAAAGAAAUCUCUAAACACCUGAAAAGGUUGUUCCGUCAAGUCAAACUGAUGUAA
Messenger RNA from Anoplopoma fimbria (sablefish), 573 nucleotides. Its product is annotated as olfactory receptor 52K1-like. The transcript has a single exon. The record is from RefSeq and is a predicted model, not a curated record. NCBI's taxonomy places the organism in Eukaryota, Metazoa, Chordata, Actinopteri, Perciformes, Anoplopomatidae. Gene Ontology annotation, molecular function: olfactory receptor activity. Bases 1 to 573 code for a protein of 190 amino acids. Gene Ontology annotation, cellular component: membrane. Gene Ontology annotation, biological process: G protein-coupled receptor signaling pathway.